CGUAUGCGGGAUCCAACACUUCCAGAGAGCGGGGCACAGGCAUCUGAAUCUGUUUCAAAGCACAUACUACGUUGUAGUCACGUUUUCUACGGUCGGUUACGGGGACUUUGUACCUGAUAUUUGGCCCUCGCAGCUUUACAUGGUCAUCAUGAUCUGCGUUGCUCUUAUAGUUCUACCUACUCAGUUCGAGCAGUUGGCUUUCACGUGGAUGGAAAGGCAGAAGCUAGGUGGCUCGUAUUCCUCGCACCGAGCGCAAAGUGAAAAACACGUGGUGGUCUGCAGUACGACACUGCAAGCCGACACCAUCAUGGAUUUUCUAAAUGAAUUUUACGCUCACCCCCUGCUACAGGACUAUUACGUGGUGCUAUUGUCACCUAUGGAACUGGAUACCACGAUGAGAAUGAUUUUACAAGUGCCCAUUUGGGCGCAGAGGGUAAUCUAUAUUCAGGGCUCGUGUUUGAAAGAUAGCGAUCUAACUAGAGCCAGAAUGAACGAGGCAGAAGCUUGCUUCGUUCUUGCUGCUAGGAAUUACGCCGACAAAACCGCUGCUGACGAGCACACAAUACUUAGGUCGUGGGCAGUGAAGGAUUUUGCACCAAAUGUUCCUCAGUACGUUCAAAUUUUCCGUCCGGAGAACAAGCUUCACGUGAAAUUCGCGGAGCAUGUGGUAUGCGAAGACGAAUUCAAGUACGCCCUUUUGGCAAACAAUUGCACGUGUCCCGGUGCUUCAACCUUGGUUACCCUUCUGUUGCACACUUCCAGAGGACAAGAGGGACAACAGUCGCAGGAAGAAUGGCACAGGCUAUACGGAAAAUGUUCCGGAAACGAGAUUUAUCACAUUAUCCUAGGCGAUUCCCGGUUUUUCGGCGAGUACGAGGGCAAAUCCUUUACUUACGCGUCCUUCCAUAGUCAUCGUAAAUACGGGGUGGCAUUGGUCGCGGUCAGACCGGCGGAACUUCCGGAGUUUUACGAGGAUACCAUCCUCCUGAAUCCUGGUCCGCGUCACAUAAUGAAGAAGACGGACACCUGCUACUACAUGAGCAUCACGAAGGAGGAGAACUCGGCGUUCGUGGUGGCUAACAACCAGACCGGAAGCGGCGUGGAGGGCAUGCAAGUGGUGGUCGAGACGAAGACAGACGGGACAGGGAAUGCAAACAGCAGUUCGACCAGCAACACGACCACCAACAACACCACCACCACGAUGAAUUCGGGAACGGGUGCCGGUACCACGACGACAACCACCACGAUCUCUACCAGCUGCACGAUUGCCGGCGGUGAUGGGAACGGUACAGCAAACAAGCCCGGUGCAAACGAGCACCAUCGUUAUUCCAACCGUUGUAACAAUGCGCUGAACGAAACAGCUUGCUGCAGACAGGAGACGACCUGCACGGGGCCCCGUGGACAGACCGUACACGGUACACAGGCACACAGGGCCCCACAGGUUAUUUUACAGGUCCUCCCUAGCACGCCCACACCACUCGAACACCACAACAUACUCGCAUCCGAUGUCCACCCAACCUAUCUAGAUCCAGGAGGAUUCGCAGAUUCGCGUCAGUGCUUGAAAGAUGGAGGAUCCACGCCGCAGACGCCAAUCACCGGAAACCACUUGGACGUUCCCAGAUCCAUCGAGCCAAAUCCAAAUCUGCUCAGCCCUGAAAUUCUUACACAAAGAAGAGGAAGCAGAAGGCCAAGUAUCUUACCGGUGCCAGACAUGCUGACGAGCUCAACGUUACAUCUUCCCGGUCAAGAAUCUUUAGACCACGAAGGCGACGAAUCCGAGGACGAAAUGGACGACGACGUCCCAUGGAGAUCGCCCAGCGAGAAGAUAGCUUUCAAAGGGAUCGUCAAGGGAUUUCCACCUGUUUCACCCUUCAUAGGCGUAUCGCCGACGUUAUGCUAUCUACUAAAAGAAAAGAAACCACUGUGCUGUCUUCAGCUAGCACAGGUUUGUCAACAUUGUAGCUACAAGAACGCCAAGGAGUACAAUUGGCAGAACAAGACCAUAAUCUUGGCGGCUGAUUACGCCAGCAAUGGGAUCUAUAAUUUUAUUAUUCCUUUGAGAGCUCAUUUUAGAUCAAAAACUUCACUGAAUCCAAUCAUUCUUCUGUUGGAACGGACACCGGAAAUUGCGUUCCUCGACGCGUUGUCCUACUUUCCUCUGGUGUACUGGAUGCGAGGAACCAUCGACUGUUUGGACGAUCUUCUUCGUGCCGGUAUCACACUCGCAGAAAAUGUCGUGGUCGUAAACAAGGAACUUAGCAAUUCCGCGGAGGAAGAUACUUUGGCCGACUGUAAUACGAUCGUCGCGGUACAGACGAUGUUCAAAUUCUUUCCCAGCAUAAAAAGCAUAACGGAGCUCUCGCAGUCGAGCAACAUGCGUUUCAUGCAAUUCAGGGCGCACGACAAGUACGCUCUUCAUCUCAGCAAAAUGGAAAAGAGAGAAAAAGAAAGAGGAUCGCACAUAUCGUACAUGUUUCGAUUACCCUUCGCGGCCGGAAGUGUCUUCAGCGCCUCCAUGCUGGAUACACUUCUCUACCAAGCCUUCGUCAAGGACUACAUGAUCACGUUCGUGAGAUUGCUGCUGGGUGUGGAUCAAGCUCCUGGGUCUGGCUUCUUGACAUCUAUGAGAAUCACGAAGGACGACAUGUGGAUCAGGACAUACGGCAGGCUGUACCAGAAACUCUGUUCAACGACCUGCGAGAUCCCAAUUGGCAUUUACAGAACGCAGGACACCACUGUCUCCGACACGUCUCACGGCGACUCAGACGCGGAGAGCGACGCCGGCGUCGGCGUGACGUACAAGGUGCGUCAUUCGGCGGCAGCUUCGUGCCUUGCAAAUUGCGCCACCCGCGACAAGGGUGCCUCAGCCUACUCGGUGAGCCUCGGCGACGAAGCCCGCGACAACCACUCCCAGCAGAUCGAGAGAGCCGAGAUCGCCAAUCUGGUCCGUUCCCGGAUGGAGUCGUUGAACCUACCGGUAGCUGACUACGACGACGUCUCGGAGAAACGAAACAGCCUGUCCUACGUGAUCAUCAACCCCAGCUGCGAUCUGAAGCUCGAAGAGGGCGACAUCGUGUACCUGGUGCGACCUAGUCCCUUCUCCGCGCAGAAGACCUUCGAACGGCACAAUUCGAGGAGAAAGAGCAACAUCAGCUUCUGUUCGGCUCAGUUGGUGUCUCAGAUGAGCGCUGCGGUGGCACAAGUCGGUCUACCGGGCGCUGGAAGUCGUCGAGGAUCAGGGAUCGGUCUUCCCAGGGCUCCUCCGUUGAGCACCACGAAAUCGAACUCGCUGUCUCUGCCGGACAGUCCCACGGUGGCUGGUACACUUCGCGGUCGGUCCAACUCUCUGCGAGUGGUCGACGAUAUUCUGCUGAGACGUUCGAACUCGUUGAGGCAAGGACUGACGAUGAGCAGGCGAAAGAGUAGCCUGGAGGACAUAGGUUUAGGUGCACUGUCCCAUCCUUCGAAUCACAACCCGAUUAAAAUAGCACUGAACGGAUCUAUCGGUCUGGAGGUGACCCCGCCUGAAGAAGGCUCUCAGGCUGGUGUAGCGAGCAACACGGGAAUCCUGGACGUAGGUCUGCCGUCUAUGCCAGAGUUGACCGCUGCAUUGGGAUCGAACAUGGAUCCUAGCUUCGGUGGUUCACUGGGCGGAUUGUACGACCAGCCGAACCUUCAGGGUCCACUUGGAUCGCAGUCGCCGCAGAUCCAAGGCGGUACACAGGAUCCUCAGCAUAUACAAGGGACAAUCGUAUGA
This is a messenger RNA of Habropoda laboriosa, 3757 nucleotides long. RefSeq names its product potassium channel subfamily T member 2 (gene SLO2). The transcript has 17 exons. NCBI's taxonomy places the organism in Eukaryota, Metazoa, Arthropoda, Insecta, Hymenoptera, Apidae. Gene Ontology annotation, molecular function: intracellular sodium-activated potassium channel activity. Gene Ontology annotation, cellular component: membrane. The record is from RefSeq and is a predicted model, not a curated record. Gene Ontology annotation, biological process: potassium ion transport. The annotation marks the transcript as partial.